Molecule: messenger RNA, 1057 nt
Organism: Brassica oleracea var. oleracea
Lineage: Eukaryota; Viridiplantae; Streptophyta; Magnoliopsida; Brassicales; Brassicaceae
Product: two-component response regulator ARR4-like
Exons: 5
Coding region: 100-897 (265 amino acids)
Biological process (GO): phosphorelay signal transduction system; cytokinin-activated signaling pathway
Source: RefSeq, a predicted model, not a curated record
AAGAAAAGAAAACAGGCGUGAGCUCUUGUUCCCCUCUCUCUCUCUCUCUGCCUAUUUUGACCUUCUCCUCUCAUUUACUACUCUACAGUCUACUCAUCUAUGGCCAGAGACGGUGGCGUUUCUUGCCUACGGAGUUCAGAGACGAUGAGGGUCGGUAUUGGAGGAAUGGAAUCUCCGCCGUUGGAUUUAGAUGAAGUUCAUGUCCUGGCUGUUGAUGACAGCCUCGUUGAUCGGAUUGUCAUUGAGAGAUUGCUUCGUAUUACCUCCUGCAAAGUCACGGCGGUAGAUAGCGGAUGGCGUGCUCUGGAGUUUCUAGGACUAGAUAACGAGAAAGCCUCUGCAGAACUAGAUAGAUUGAAAGUUGAUCUGAUCAUCACCGAUUACUGUAUGCCUGGAAUGACUGGCUACGAGCUCCUCAAAAAGAUCAAGGAAUCGUCCAGUUUCCGACAAGUUCCGGUUGUAAUAAUGUCGUCAGAGAAUGUCUUAACCAGAAUCUAUAGAUGUCUUGAGGAAGGUGCGGAGGACUUCUUACUAAAACCGGUGAAACUCGCCGACGUGAAGCGCCUGAGAAGCUAUUUAACCAGAGACGUUAAACUUUCCAACGCAAACAAACGGAAGCUUCCGGAAGAUUCUGUUCCCGUCAACACCUCGCUUCCUCCUCCGCCGUCACCGUUUACUAUUUCGCCUGUUUCGUCGGACUCUUCUCCGCCGUUGACUAUCUCGCCUGAAUCGUCGGACUCUUCUCCGCCGUUGUCUCCCCUGGAAAUCUCUUCCUCGCCACUCUCAUCUCCAAUAGACGAUGAAGAUGAUGAUGUGUUGACAUCGUCUCCGGAGUCUUCGUCGGCGCCGGAGGAAUCGCCGGCUCGACGGCAGAAGAUGAGAAGUCCUCUGGAUUAGAUUAAUAAAGUUUGUUUUUUUAGUUCAUCCGUGUAAUAUUUAUCUCCGUUAACUUCUUUUACCUUCGACGGUGCUUUAAGUGCACGUUGACUUGACGCCGUCAGAUUAUAGAUGUCCUUUAAUCUCGCUCCACGUGGGCUUUUCGGUUUCUAAAAAGCUU